AUGUCUGAUAUCUCGAUUGCCACGUGGAAAGGCACGGUCUGCGGUCAUAUCUUGGAAGCCUCGCCUGUCAGUACAAGUACUACUAGCUGGUACAUACAAAUAUCCAACACCAAUAUAUACGAGGCGUUUCACGUCGUCGCGUUCGCGACUGGCGGCUCCCACAAAUGCGCGAUUAAACGCGCUCGUCCCACCGCGGGUGUCGACACGCCCGCGCAUCAGAAAUUCCACGACCUACUUACCCACUUAUUAUGCGACUCCCGUAAGACAAUAGCGGCCCAAUUCCUGGCGCCGUCGCGAACGCCGCCAGAUGUCGCCGCAGCUUUGCUCGCGACGCGGGGCCCUGAUCACGGGCUGUUAGCCGACAAUCUUACCACUUCAAGUCUCCCUCCAUCUUCUCUCGGAGAGAGAGAAGCACGACCAGAACAGAACAGAGAACAGAACAGAACAGAGCGUCAGAACCAGGCAGCGCACAGUCCCCUUUUCUUUUCUCCGGUCGACGCCCUCGAAAUCACGAUAUUCUUUCGUCGCGCCACGGACUGUGCGCCGUCCGACCCAUCACCCGCCGUUGAUUCUCUGGGGCUUACAAUGGUGCUCAGUGGUCAGAAAUUCGAUACUUCCGGCAGUCUCCCGGUACAGCGAUAA
Molecule: messenger RNA, 642 nt
Organism: Heterobasidion irregulare TC 32-1
Lineage: Eukaryota; Fungi; Basidiomycota; Agaricomycetes; Russulales; Bondarzewiaceae
Exons: 2
Coding region: 1-642 (213 amino acids)
Source: RefSeq, a predicted model, not a curated record